AUGGACGAGCUGCUGAGAUGUUUGAGAGAUGGAUCCAUUGGUACCAGACCUCCUCCGCUGGCGCUUUUCCAGGACAGUGUGCCAUCAAUUGGUGGCCCAGCUGUUGCCUCGAAGGCUGUAGUGGACCUUUGCAACGCUGUGAAACAGCUUCGCGCCCAGGCCAAGGAGGUGCUUUGCAUCUCUUUGAGCGGUACCAGCGCUGGCUAUUCGAGCACUUGCAAGGGAAUACUGGGCGCACAGCUGCACGUCACACGGCUUGAUGCGCACAGCGACAGGGCGUUGGAGGAACUUUCAGAGGCAGUCCCUCUUCGAGAACCCAGACAGUCUGGAGAAGGGUCAGAAGAGCCCACAACAAUCCGCGCAAGCACAAGUGGGAGACCUUCGGACAGCAGUGCAGCUGCAGCUCCGACCGUGGCGGUCAUUAUUGACUCUCUGAGCUCGCUGCUGUUCCUGCACCCAGAGCAUAAGGAUUUGCAUAAGGCAUUGACUGUCCAGGCCCUGGAGCGGAUGUCUGCGUGUGUGGCUGAGCUCAUGCCACCGCCCGAAGCAGUCAGCCCAUCUGCUGCCGAUGUCUUCUUGGAAACACGAAUCAAGCAGCGCACAGGCAGAGUGAAGGUGGUUAAGGAUUGCUACCAACUCCUGACGGAUGGGACUCUCCUAGAGGUGAAGCCUGAAGUGGGAGCUACCCCAGCGGCUGGAAAACUUGGCAAUGCUCCAGGGGGCACCAGAAGUGAAGAUGCGUCCAAAGAAGCGGCUGCACUGGCGGCGCUGGCGGAGAAGAUGGGUGGGGGAAUGCGACUAACGCUGACUCAGCAGGAGGCGGCUGCACGGCAGAACGUCGUCCUUCCCUGGGAGCAGCGCCAGAACGGGGCCCAGUCACAGGCGUGCUCCAUGUUACUUGAGCUGUGCAUCUCCUUUUGA
Molecule: messenger RNA, 921 nt
Organism: Coccomyxa subellipsoidea C-169
Lineage: Eukaryota; Viridiplantae; Chlorophyta; Trebouxiophyceae; Coccomyxaceae
Exons: 6
Coding region: 1-921 (306 amino acids)
Biological process (GO): tRNA wobble uridine modification
Cellular component (GO): elongator holoenzyme complex; cytosol; nucleus
Molecular function (GO): tRNA binding
Source: RefSeq, a predicted model, not a curated record